AUGGAGAUCAACAAACCUAAUUCCUCAAAAUUAGACAGGAAAUUCAUCGAGAGAAACAGGAGAAAUCAAAUGAAAGCUCUCUGUUCUAAGCUCAAUUCUCUCGUUCCACAUCAGAGCUCUAGGGAAGCGGCAUCACUGCCAGACCAAAUAGAUGAAGCUGCGAAUUACAUAAAGAGUUUGAAGGCAAAGUUGGAGAGAAUGAAGGAAAAGAAAGAGGGCUUAAUGGGUUCAAAAUACCCUCAAAUCCAGAUUCAAGAAAUGGGUUCUUCGUCUUUGGUGAUUGCAUUGAGAACCGGGUUCAACGGCCGAUUCGUUUUCAAUGAAACGAUUCGUAUUCUACAUGAUGAAAGGGCUGAGAUUGUUAGUGCAGGUUUCUCUGUUGUCGAUGAUGAUACUGUUCUACACACCAUUCAUCUUACGAUUGGGGAGGGAUCACCAGAUUAUGGAGCUGCAAGGAUGUCUGAGAGAUUGAAGAAGUUUGUCCAUGAUAAUCUGAGUCACUGA
Molecule: messenger RNA, 504 nt
Organism: Hibiscus syriacus
Lineage: Eukaryota; Viridiplantae; Streptophyta; Magnoliopsida; Malvales; Malvaceae
Product: transcription factor bHLH162-like
Exons: 3
Coding region: 1-504 (167 amino acids)
Biological process (GO): regulation of transcription by RNA polymerase II
Cellular component (GO): RNA polymerase II transcription regulator complex
Molecular function (GO): DNA-binding transcription factor activity, RNA polymerase II-specific; protein dimerization activity; RNA polymerase II transcription regulatory region sequence-specific DNA binding
Source: RefSeq, a predicted model, not a curated record